UUAAUCCUUACGGAGUCAUAUGGCGCAACUAACUGUCACGUAAACAUUAGACAAGCUAAUGAUACGAGCAGCUUUUUAAGUGAGUGAACGAGGAAGGGAGUCGAACAAUACAAAACCAAUGACUUGUUUAAUUAAUCGGUAAUUUACAUAAAUUCAGCUCUGAAAAUAGUUCUGGGAAUUGACUUGGAAGCAGGCGUAGCUAGCUAGCUACUAUCCACAAGCAAUGUUGAUUGUGGAGGGGAAAGUGGGAAGAACAGCUGGCUUGAUAGCAAGUUAGUUAGCUCACGUUGCUACGUAGCUAGCUAGCUUGCUGCUAUUGACAGGCAAGUUUUUUCCCUCGACAGAUGCAGUUAACAAUAACCCGUUGUCUUGAAGGCAACUAACUAGCUAACUUGCUAGGCCUCGCGUGAUGCCUCGAUCUUGACUGACGCCUUCAGGCGAAGGGGCUUGUGGAGUCUUCGGAAGAAGCAGGGGAGGCGCUUCGUCAGAACGGCCACAGCCCAUGAAGGAGUCAUAAAUGGACCGGAUGGAUUAACACAGCACUGCGUCUAUGACCCUCCCGCCAGGCUGGAGAGAUGUACCCACCCUCCAGGAAGGAUUUCAUUUCAUUAACUCUCACUGAACGGGACGGUCACAGCUACAACAACAGCAAGCACUGGCGCCGGCAGUCCUGCUGGAGGAAAUGGAAGCAGCUGUCCCGGUUACAGCGUAGUCUUAUCCUCUUCCUGCUGGCGCUGCUGCUGGUUUGUGGGAUUGUGUCCUAUCACAACCUGACAGAGCAGUGGAGAGGACUCUCUGACAGGUCUGUGAAGGAUGACUGGGAUGGUGAAGACAGCCGGGGCCUGAAGCCUUUCCUCCCAGGAAUCCUCCCAGGGGUCCUCCCAGGGGUCCUACCAGGGGCGGUUCCAGGGGUCAUCCCAGAGGUUAUUCCUGAGCCAAAGAAACAGAACGACCUGGUCCUGCCCAAGCCCCCUUCUGCGAAGAAGCAGCUGCCAAACAAACGCGGGCCCCCGAGCCUGCAGAACCGGCUGAAGCGAGAGAACGAGACGGACUGGCAGGCGAAGGAGAAGCCCGGGCCGGAGGUGAAGAACGGAGAGGAGGAAGAGGAGGGAGGGAAGCCGGUCAUCAGCUGGCGUGGUGCUGUUAUCGAGGCCGACCAGGCCACAGAGCCCCAGCCCUCUGCUAAGGAAAAGGACACAGUACCUGCCGAGGCUGGAGAUGGCGCCCCCGUGGGGCCAGUUACAGCGCGCAAUGCGGAACGGCUGGAGGCAGUGAAAGAGGCCUUCAGGCAUGCCUGGAAAGGCUACAGGGAGUUUGCCUGGGGUCACGAUGAGCUGAAGCCUGUUUCCAAGUCGUACGGGGAGUGGUUUGGUCUGGGCCUGACCCUGAUUGAUGCACUGGACACCAUGUGGAUCCUGGGCUUGAAGGAAGAGUUUGAGGAGGCCAGAAAGUGGGUGGACACGGAGCUGUCCUUCUCGAAAAGCGUGGACGUGAACCUGUUCGAGAGCACCAUCCGCAUCAUGGGCGGACUGCUCAGCACCUACCACCUGAGCGGGGACAGCCUGUUCUUCGACAAAGCUAAAGAUAUUGGAUCCAGAUUAAUGCCUGCCUUCAACACCCCCUCCAAAAUCCCGUACUCAGAUGUGAACAUCGGGAAGGGCACAGCGCAUCCCCCUCGCUGGACCUCGGACAGCACCGUGGCAGAAGUGACGAGCAUCCAGUUGGAAUUUAGGGAGUUGAGCCGCCUGACCCAGGACCCCCGCUACAGGGAAGCGGUAGAUGAGGUGAUGAGGAUGGUCCACAAGCUGGAGGGGAAGCAGGACGGCCUGGUGCCCAUGUUCAUCAACACCAACAGCGGGCAGUUCACCCACCGCGGGGUGUUCACGCUGGGCGCGCGGGCCGACAGCUACUACGAGUACCUGCUGAAGCAGUGGCUGCAGGGGGGCAAAAAGGAGACGGAGCUGCUGGAGGACUAUGUGCAGGCUAUAGAGGGGGUGAAGAAGAACCUCCUGAGACAGACCGUCCCCAUGAAGCUCACCUUUGUAGGGGAGCUGUCCAACGGGCGAUUUAGCCCUAAAAUGGACCAUUUGGUCUGCUUCCUGCCUGGGACGCUGGCUCUGGGCGCCCAUAAUGGGCUGCCCUCCGACCACAUGGACCUGGCCAAGCAGCUGAUGGAGACCUGCUACCAGAUGUACGCCCAGAUGGAGACCGGUUUAAGCCCCGAGAUCGCACACUUCAACAUGCAGCCCCGCAACGGUCGCGACGUAGAGGUCAAGCCUGCAGACAGGCACAACCUCUUGAGGCCAGAGACGGUGGAGAGCUUGUUCUACCUGUACAGGUUCACCCAGGACAGGAAGUACCAGGACUGGGGCUGGGAGAUCUUUCAGAACUUCAACAAGUACACCAGGGUCCCCUCUGGUGGCUACACCUCCAUCAGCAACGUCCGUGACCCUUUAAACCCAAACCCCCGGGACAAGAUGGAGAGUUUCUUCCUGGGGGAGACGCUGAAGUACUUCUACCUGCUGUUCUCGGACGAUAUGGACCUUAUCAACCUGGACAAGUAUGUCUUCAACACAGAGGCCCACCCGUUCCCCAUCUGGGUCACCGCUCCGUAACAGGAAGCGCACCUGCUGCCACAGGAAAUGACGCGUAGACGUAUGCUCACCUCAGGGCUUCCAUGGAUGACGAUCUGACAGUGAGCAGGGGGACACGCAACUGUCUUUCCUUCUUUCAGUAGCUUUGUUUUGUCCCCUUGCCAGUGUUCCUCCUUCAGAGGUUCACCUUGUUCUGAUGCGUUUUGCUCAGUGGCAGUUUGAGGAAUUGAUCGCAGUGGCCUUGAGAAACAUAUAAAAACUUUUUUUUUUUUGACCUCCACUGGUAGUGGAGGUCUGACUUUGCGUCCUGUAGGUUUUAAAUGUAGUUUAUUUUUGCGGUUUAUUUUUGGGUAAGGAGGGCACCAGCCAUUGCCCUGCUUUCCCCUCGGGCUUUUGUGUUGAUUGAGCUGGCUUGUCCAGUAGCGAUGAUUUAGAGGAUAAGGAGAUGCAUACGGCAGAACCAGGAGACAUGGAAAGAACAGACUCUCAGGCACUUUCUAAUUCAGCUGUUUUAAGGUAUGAGCCGCCAGUGGGAACACCACGGGCCGCUGUCAGAGGCUUGCAUGCACCACACAGGAGGCGACUCUAACCUCCCACUUUCAUAGCUGGACCUGUUUUCCAGUUCUGUUCAAAGAAAGCAAAGGGCCCGAGGUCAGAGCCAAGAGAGAUGAGGGAGGCCAUGAGUGCCCCUCUACCCUCUCUUUGCUCUGGCACUAGUUGGGUCCGCAGCCAGUUGCAGCUAUCACAAUGUGAAGCUUUUCUAGUGAAGAAAUGCCAAGUACUUGAUACAUGAAGAAUUUACUAAUAGUUUGAUUUUUUUUUUCUUUUUUUAGUUGG
Molecule: messenger RNA, 3431 nt
Organism: Megalops cyprinoides (Indo-Pacific tarpon)
Lineage: Eukaryota; Metazoa; Chordata; Actinopteri; Elopiformes; Megalopidae
Gene: man1b1a
Product: mannosidase, alpha, class 1B, member 1a
Exons: 15
Coding region: 576-2615 (679 amino acids)
Biological process (GO): N-glycan processing; carbohydrate metabolic process
Cellular component (GO): membrane; endoplasmic reticulum
Molecular function (GO): mannosyl-oligosaccharide 1,2-alpha-mannosidase activity; calcium ion binding
Source: RefSeq, a predicted model, not a curated record